Neurospora tetraspora is the source of this 2566-nucleotide messenger RNA. RefSeq names its product heterokaryon incompatibility protein-domain-containing protein. NCBI's taxonomy places the organism in Eukaryota, Fungi, Ascomycota, Sordariomycetes, Sordariales, Sordariaceae. The record is from RefSeq and is a predicted model, not a curated record. Bases 152 to 2527 code for a protein of 791 amino acids. The transcript is spliced from 2 exons.
CCAACGCGUUUUACCCCUCCUUUGCUCUCGAUGCAACUUCAUCCGUGAACCACCUCUUUUCAAGCUUCUUCCCGUCUGCUCCCUCCAGUUGAGACCUCUUACCGCCACCACCGCCGUCCACAGUCCGGGCCUCUCCUGUGACACACACAAAAUGGGUCGGCCAUGCCCAGAGGUGGAUGAACCCCACUCUUGCGCCUUCUGUGAGGAACACCUCGCUCUCGAUUUCAGCAAAGUUGAUGGGGCCAUAUCGCCCACCCGUCUGGAACAGAUGCAGAAACGGCUCCUUCAAGUAGGGUUUCUCGGUCAAAAUGAAAGCCUCUACGACGACAAGUACGCCUGGUUUCGACUGGAGCUGGAAAAUUAUCAUAUAUAUGAUAUGAACCUUAACCUGUUUUGGUCCGAGGUUGUGGAUGCUUGCCCCUUGGCAGAGAGGAUCCGCAAACGCAUAGGCCAGAGAAAGGAAAACGACGAACACUACCUUCUAACAGCAAAGAUCAAAAGGAACUAUCAUGAUGAACAAGAUAUUGUCAGCAUCUCCUAUGACAACGUGAAGAUUGAACCAGAGACCCGCCCUUUUCAACUUGGAUGGCGCCUUCAGAGGAGUCAUGAACCAUUACUAUUCUCUAGCAGUGGGGAAAUGGGCUCAGUUCUGAGAAUGGAAAUUAUGGCUGACGAAGGAAGCGUAACGGCGCGAGAAUUUCCCCGGCGUGCCAUAAACCAUCACCCGCUUGAGCACACGCUUGAGCAUGCGCGUGGCUGGCUAGAGAGCUGUCUUCGUGACCACCCCGACUCUUCCGAAGUGCCCAAGUACAUACCGAAGCGGCUGCUUGAGAUAUCCCGAAGCCUUGAUGGCUCUUCAUGGGUUACUAUUGUUGAUGGCUCCACGCCAGUAGCAUACGCUGCUCUCUCAUACAAAUGGGGCGGAAUCCACGAACCGAGGUUGACCAGAUCAAGGCUCAAGGGCGCUGCCGCUUCAGCUCUGCAGUUCGACCUAGAGGUUCUGCCCAAAACCAUCGCCGACGCCGUAAAAGUGACUGAGGCAUUCGGAAUCAACCAUCUUUGGGUUGAUGCCCUGUGCAUUAUACAAGACGAUGACGCCGAUAAGGCCAGGGAAGUUGGCCAAAUGUCCCAGAUAUACAGUCAGGCCACGGUCACCAUACUUGCUUCUAGGUCAAAUUCGGCUUCGGAAGGGUUCUUGCACUGCCGCCAUGGAAGAGAAUGCCAUGAAAGCGCAGAGAAAAGUUACCUUUCCAAAUGGGAUUUCCGCUUACCAUACCGCACCUUUUGCGGUGAGCAGGGCAGUAUCAUCAUUACAGAACAGGGUCUUGACCCGUAUCAUCAAGAACCUCUGGACACUCGUGCCUGGGCGUUUCAAGAACUGUUGCUGUCCCCCCACAUUAUUAGCUAUGGUACAUUGUGGACAGUGUUCGAUUGCUUACGUGUAAUUCCGUCCCUCCCGUCACAAAGAAAUCGCGUUAGAUUCAGCGAUGACGGCGACAUAAUGCCGUACGAUAAGUUCGGUCCGAAAUGCAUACGUCGAGACAUUCGUGAGGUAUUACACAUGCCUUAUAAAGGAUCGGAUCACAACUUGAAUACUAAUCGAUGGGGGAGAGACCACGAUCAGCCAAUGGAUGAAAGCCUAUGGGAAUUGAGAAGAAAAAUGGAAGGCUACCAAUCGUUAUGGGAUCGGCCGCAUUAUCACGCUAUGUAUUUGUGGCAAGUAUUGUUGUCCUCUUACACCAGUCGAGGGUUGACAAAUCCUCAAGACCGCCUGAAUGGGUUCGCUGCCGUGGCUGAGGUCUUUGCAAGAUACUUGAAGGACGAAUACGUCGCUGGAUUCUGGCGAUCCGACCUGUUGGCAACCCUCAUUUGGGCGCGGAAGCUGACAUUUGGGCGGCACCCACAGAAGCGACCGACAGAAUAUUGUGGCCCAACGUGGUCUUGGGCCUCGAUUGUCGAGCCUGUCUGCCAUCCUAUAUCCCCAGGUUUGCUGCGUUGGGAUCGAAAUCUUUUGAUCUUGGAUUGCCAGGCAAAGCUCGUUGACGAAGCAACCAAGUUCGGCGCAGUAUCUUCCGGGUUCCUCAAGGUAACAGGGAAGAUAGUCCACGGCACAAUUGCGAUGUGUCCCUGUUGUGCGGUGAAGGCCAGCCUCCCAGAGGAAGAUGACCCAUUUGGAGUGAAUGUCAACUGGCCAACGGAAUUUGAACCCGAAGGUAAAGUAAGAUGGGAGGACCUGGGAUACCAUUAUCGUCCGGACGUACUGGAGCAGGACUUCCUGGAAGGCGAUCACUCCAUCCCAGUAGUCUUCUUGAUCAUCGGCUUUGGCCUUCGUCAGGUAUGCUACUGUCUCGUCCUUAGAGAGGCUUCGGGAGGUCUAUACACACGACUAGGCCUGCUGGAAUUUAUGAUGAUCGAAAGCACAGGAAAGUUCCCGAAUAUGGUAUGUGUAUUGAUGAGAAGCGUUGGGAUCAAGCUUUUCCUGUCGAGACACUUACCAUCAUAUAGAAGGAUUCAUAGACCAAGCUAGGUAGACAGGUUCCAAAACAGGAAACACUUGGGUAACUAG